GGCUCAAGAUUGACUAAGCCUUCCGUCCUUCCAAGAUGGAUCUGCUCAAAGGGAGGAACGAGGAGAUGAAACCAGACCCCUUCCUGCGCAAGAGCCCCUCCCUCGAAUCGCUAAGCAAGCCCCCCACCCUGGCCUUCGCUGGAAGGAUGUUCACCUCCACGCCCAGUGGCUUAAAACCGCCCAGCAAACUCAGUGUGGAAAGGAAGGAUCCGUUGGCUGCGUUGGCGAGGGAGUAUGGCGGCUCGAAACGCAACGCGCUCCUGAAGUGGUGUCAGAAGAAAACCGAGGGGUACCCA
Messenger RNA from Thamnophis sirtalis, 296 nucleotides. The record is from RefSeq and is a predicted model, not a curated record. NCBI's taxonomy places the organism in Eukaryota, Metazoa, Chordata, Lepidosauria, Squamata, Natricidae.